UUCAGAAGUGUUUUAUUUCAAUUUUCUUUACUAGGUUUUCAAUAAUCAAAUCAAAAUCCAACAAUGUACAGGGUAGCAAAAGCAUCCGAGUACCUGGUGUUAACCGGAGCCGGAAUCGAAGACAUCAAACUUGCAAAGAAAUCAUGGAUUUUCCCUGGUCAAUCUUCCACUGUCUUCGACCUCUCACCGGUGAACUACACCUUCGAAGUUCAAGCCAUGAGUGCCGAAAAACUGCCUUUCGUUCUUCCUGCGGUCUUCACAAUUGGUCCUCGUGUUGACGAUCACGAAAGCCUCCUCAAAUACGCUAAACUGAUUUCCCCUCAUGAUAAACUCUCGAACCACGUCAAGGAACUCGUUCAAGGAAUCAUUGAAGGUGAGACACGUGUCCUCGCUGCUUCGAUGACCAUGGAAGAGGUUUUCAAAGGAACAAAAGAGUUUAAACAAGAAGUAUUCGAGAAAGUUCAACUCGAGUUGAAUCAAUUCGGAUUAUUGAUUUACAAUGCGAAUGUUAAGCAAUUGGUGGACGUGCCUGGGCAUGAAUAUUUCUCAUAUUUAGGGCAAAAGACGCAAAUGGAAGCAGCGAAUCAAGCUAGGGUUGAUGUGGCAGAAGCUGAGAUGAAAGGUGAAGUUGGUUCGAAAUCUAGGGAAGGACAAACACUGCAGAAUGCAGCAAAAAUUGACGCAGAGACGAAAGUUAUUGCGAUGCAGAGGGCUGGAGAGAGUAACAAGGAGGGAUUUAGAGUUAGGACUGAAGUGAAGGUUUUUGAGAAUCAAAGAGAGGCUGAGGCUAACUCUGAGUUGGCGAUGAAGAAAGCGGCUUGGACUAAGGCUGCUCAAGUGGCUCAAGUUGAGGCUGCUAAAUCUGUGGUUCUAAGGGAAGCUGAGUUGCAAGGUGAGGUUGAGAAGAUGAAUGCUUUGAAAAAUUGUACUGAGAAGCUUAAAGCUGAUUUACUUAGCAAAGCUAGUGUUCAAUAUGAAACCAAGGUUAGUUUAGCUAACUGGGAAUUAUACAAGAAACAAAAAGAAGCAGAAGCAAUUCUGUACGAGAAGAAGGCAGAGGCAGAAGCACAGAAAGCAUUGGCAGAUGCAACAUUUUAUGCGUGCAAGCAAGCAGCUGAAGCAGAUCUAUACGCAAAGAAAAAAGAGGCAGAGGGGAUUGUGACACUUGGAAAUGCUCAAGGAGCGUAUGUAAGUACACUUCUCAAUGCACUUGGAAACGACUACACAGCUCUAAGGGAUUACUUGAUGAUAAAUGGUGGCAUGUUUCAAGAGAUGGCUAAGAUUAAUGCUGAGGCAGUACGUGGACUUGAACCUAAGAUUAGUAUUUGGACUAAUGGAGGGGACAAUGGAGGCGGAAUAGCCGAAGGUUCUAUGGGUAUGAAAGAGGUUGCUGGUGUCUACAAGAUGCUGCCACCUCUGUUCAAGACUGUCCAUGAGCAAACAGGCAUGUUGCCUCCUGCUUGGAUGGGAACCUUAUCCGACAAAAGCUCUUAAUUAGGAGGA
Medicago truncatula (barrel medic) is the source of this 1503-nucleotide messenger RNA. RefSeq names its product flotillin-like protein 1. Gene Ontology annotation, cellular component: plasma membrane; plasma membrane raft. The coding region runs from base 64 to 1494 and encodes 476 amino acids. The transcript is spliced from 3 exons. Lineage: Eukaryota; Viridiplantae; Streptophyta; Magnoliopsida; Fabales; Fabaceae. The record is from RefSeq and is a predicted model, not a curated record.